CUACUCUUCUUGUUGCAUGGACAGAUGCUGCCCGGCCCAGCCCGGCCACUAUAUAUACAGCUCAAGCUCUCAAGGGUUUGGUCAUAAUCUAAACUAACCAAACUACAUUUAUUUUGGAUCCUUGUCUCCUCGAUGGCUCUUCAAAUGAGCUUUUCUAUUGCUUUUGCCUGGACUUUCAUGGCUGCAAUCCUGGUCUCUGUGAUGGCAAUGUCCACCAUCAUGAAGAAGAAGAAUAAGAAGAAGAAGAAGAAGGAGAGCAAAGGAACAGUGCCACCGGGCGAUAUGGGGCUGCCAUGGUUGGGUGAAACAAUGGAGUUCUGCAAAGCCCAGAAAAAGAACCAGUUGUUCGAGACGUUCGUCCAGCCCCGGGCUGAAAAAUAUGGCGAAAUCUUCAAGACAAAGCUGUUCGGAUCGCCAACAGUCGUGGUAAAUGGGGCCGAAGCCAAUCGCUUUGUCCUGUCGAACGAGUUCAAGUUGUUCACAAGCGCCUGGCCUUCUUCCACGGUCGAGAUCAUGGGGAAGGACUCGAUCAUGGAGCGACAAGGAGAGGCUCAUCGCUGCAUCCGGGGAAUCGUGGCUCAGAGCCUUAGCUGUGCGGGGCUAGAGGCCAUUGUCCCCAGAAUAUGCGAGACAAUUCAGUCACACUUUGAUCAGUUUUGGCAAAACAGAGAUGAGAUCAGGCUGCAUGGGAUGGCUAAACUGUUGACAUUCACGAUCAUGUUUGAGUGCCUCCUGGGGAUUAGUGUUGAGCCAGAAAUGGUGGCAUUGUUUGAGAGAGCCUUGGAUGGGAUCUUUGCUCCUCCCCUCAAGCUCCCUGGCUCCAAGUUCUCUAGAGCAAAGAAAGCCAGGCUAGAGAUUGAGAAGCUUCUGGUCGGCAUCGUAAGGCAGAAGAAGAAGGAGAUGGAAGUGGAAGCAGGGGAGGCCAACCCAGGGGGGCUGCUACUGUCCCGGCUGGUGGCCUCGCUGAUUCGAGGGGAGAUUAGCGAGAAAGAGGCCGUGGACAAUGUGGUUUUGCUGGUGUUUGCAGCUCAUGACACAACCUCCUUCGCCAUUGCAAUGACAUUUAGGAUGCUGGCUCAAAACCCACAUUGCUACUCGCUUCUCCUUCAAGAACAUAAUGAUAUAACUAGCAAGAAGAAAGCUGGUGAAAAUCUAACAAUGGAAGACACGAAGAAGAUGAAGUAUACCUGGCAAGUUGCUAGGGAAAGCAUGAGGCUGUUACCUCCCAUAUUUGGCUCUUUCAGAAAGGCAAUGGCGGACAUCGAAUACAAAGGAUUCCUCAUCCCAAAAGGCUGGAAGAUAAUGUGGACUACAUAUGGAACCCAUCACAAUGCAGACUAUUUCCCCAACCCUCUGGCGUUUGACCCGACUCGGUUUGAGGAUCCCAUUCAACCAUAUGUGUUUAUGCCCUUUGGUGGGGGGCCAAGGGUUUGCGCAGGCAUCCAAAUGGCUAAGCUGAACAUCCUAAUAUUCGUUCAUUUCGUCGUGACGCGAUACAAUUGGUCCCUUCGAUGUCCAGAUGAGCCAAUCGUAGUGGACCCUGUUCCCUUUCCUUCCCGUGGAAUGCCCAUGGCCAUUUCUCCCAAGCCAUGAAAUGGUCAAGAACCAGAAAUGGUCAAGAACCAUUGUAAAACCUGUUCUUUCAGUCUCUUAUGCAGUGUACAUGAAUUACUAUCAUAAAACACAGUUUAUUGAAUCUGCAUUCACAUUACUCUGUUCUCCCCAUCUUCUUGUCUUUUCUGUUAUUCCAAAUACUUCUAUUCCGACCGAAAAAUAUUAAAAACUAGAAAAUCAAUGUUUUGUCAGUUUCAAAAACACCGUCUUUUGCUGAAACUUUAGAGGAAUCAUUAAUGCUCACAACUGUCUUCUUCCAAUUUCCAAACAGUCCCACUGUUAAGAACUAAGAAGAUAAAGACAAGAAGAAAUUAAAGAUCAAACCAACCAGUCAAUGCUUGACCUCUGAAGAUGAUUCAAAAACCAAAGAUUUGAAAGGAAAGGAAGCAAAUAAUGAUCAAAUUCCAUUCUGCACCUACCAUUCAGCUUCACCAUGUGCAUGUCACCCACCAUUCUUCCCCUUCUUGUCCUUUGCCCCUCGUCCUCCAAAGCCUCCCAAGCUGACGUUGUGAUUAUUCUUUCAUGGCUGUCUGUACAUCUCUCCGAUAUUGACUUAAAAUUUUUCCCAAUUCCAUCAUCUCAGAGCGUUCAAGAUCUAGUUAUAGAAAGACGCACAGUGAUUCUUCACUGUCCUCUGGCUCGGCUUUGCACGCGAACAAAUGGAUGAAUUUGAAAAUGAUCCCAUCCCGGAGGGAUUCCACGAAGCAGAGCCCAAAGCUUCAGGCGAUCAGAGCCCUGUUUCUGUGAAGGAAGCCGAUGACGGCAAUCAGAGAAAGAGCGAUCAAGAACCGGCCUCAGAUUCAGCCGCUGAAACUGAGCCGGCGGUGCCAUUAUCCGAAGGCUCCACUGAAGCUGCCAAGGAACCAACAGUUGAAGUUGAUGUCACUACGGAAAGCAAAGCCGAGCAGGCCUUGGAUGGUGGCAUCAAUGGAGUUUCCCCUGCUGCAAACGAUUCAAUUUCGGUGCCAAAAGAGGCCAAUUCAUUCCCUGAGGCUGACAAUGGGGUUUCCUCCUUUGACAAGGAGCCGAAUAAGAACAACGGGGACUCUUCGGUUGUGACAACAGAGCCAACCAUGGUGCCAGAUUCAGCCGGCGCUGGCUCUGCUGAUCCUGCUCAGAAACAAGCCGUCGAAAAUGCUUCGCAGCCGGCAGAGGCUGGUAGUGUUGUUGUCGAUGCUGGGUUACAAGCUUCUGGAGGAAGCACAGAAGAUGAGCCAUUCAUGGCUGUGACAGGGAUCCUUGCGCAGCGGACAUCUUGGUGGGGCUGCUGUGGAUUGUUUCAUAUUCUGAGACGUUCAGAUGAUUGAGGUAAACAAAAGGGAGCCUUAAAUUGGGAAAUGGGCGCUUUGGGAUUGAGAGCUCCUAUUAAGAUUGGUUUUCUGAUUUUAUUUAUUUUUAUUUGCCAAUGGGACUCCUUUCAAGUUAAUUUGUGAAUUAUUUUUUGUUUGGAUGAUUUUUAGGGAAACAAUUGACCAGGUUGAGAUUGUUUUGAAUAAAGUUGUUGGGCCAUUACAUAUA
Messenger RNA from Diospyros lotus (date-plum), 3132 nucleotides. Its product is annotated as taxadiene 5-alpha hydroxylase-like. Lineage: Eukaryota; Viridiplantae; Streptophyta; Magnoliopsida; Ericales; Ebenaceae. The coding region runs from base 133 to 1593 and encodes 486 amino acids. Gene Ontology annotation, biological process: sterol metabolic process. The record is from RefSeq and is a predicted model, not a curated record. Gene Ontology annotation, molecular function: heme binding; monooxygenase activity; iron ion binding. The transcript is spliced from 5 exons.